Molecule: messenger RNA, 2357 nt
Organism: Anopheles coluzzii
Lineage: Eukaryota; Metazoa; Arthropoda; Insecta; Diptera; Culicidae
Product: maternal effect protein oskar
Exons: 4
Coding region: 349-1551 (400 amino acids)
Source: RefSeq, a predicted model, not a curated record
GUGAGAGCUAUUAGUACAGCGCCCGCUAAACGAGUGCCCCUUCCGGUCACAGAAAGCCUUUGGCGAGUGGUGUGUGUAGCCGCCGUGUGCCUUGCCUUAACCGAAAGUCUAUAAAUGUAUCCUCCCGCACCGCAGUGAGUUCCAUUUUCGCAUUUUUGUGCGACGAACAGUACCCCGGUGCGAGGAUCCGUGCACGCUAUUGCCACGUGGCAGCGGCGAGGCUGACGGGCUACAACACUAUCUACCAAUUUUCUGUGUGAUACUUUACUGGGUGCAGUGCGUGAGGUCUGUUUCAACUCCAACAGCCUAGAAAACAAACAAAACAACAAAAAAAACACACUUACCGACAUGGGUUUACUCGCACCAACCACAUCCUGCGACGGCGAGGAAGAGCUGCAGGUACAGCUGCGCAGCGUUAUCAUCACCCGGUCGAAGGCGGGUGCAACGGUGGACGAAAUAAUAGACGACUAUCGGGAGCUAACGGGGAUACACCUGCUGGACCGAUUUUACACCCAUUCCGCGCUGCUAAACUACCUUUUCGGGAUGGAGGGCGUUUGGUGCUCGACCGACGGUGCACAUGGUUUGAUGCUGUGGUUCUGCCGGACAGCCCGGACGAAGCACGUGGUCGACAUGAUACAGGCGCAGCGGUCCCCGCGCGGCGGCCCCGGCGGCAGCAAUUAUCGACGCUAUAUGCCACGUGCAACCGGGGCGCCGGUGAACAACUUUCAGUACUGCUACUCGACGGCCGGCACGCAAAUGGGCGGACCCGGCACCGUGGAAUCGGAUGGCCUUUUCGGCGAUAUGAUGCCACAGCCACAGCCGGCACGGCCCUACCGUGUGAGGCGUGCGCCCCGCGCCGAGAGAAGACAUCCGUACACGCGUCGAAGCGGCGGCCAGCACCGGUCCGCAGGUUGGAGACAGUCCCGAUCGGAUGAGCUUGAUUUUUCGAUGUACGGACCGUCGUACCAUCGUCAUCAGCUGGUGGGAGACGACUUUUUCCUAGCCAUAGCUAAAUGGGAGCUCGGAUUUUCAUUCGAUCCAGGCCACGACAUCGAUAUGAGCGGACUAUGCAUCUCAGGACUAACGCUCUCGGAGGCUGCCAAACGCGUCGAGAUGGCGCCGUUCAUCGCGGACCACGUGCUGGUGAACGUCGGCACGGUCGAUCUGCUGCACGGACGCGCGAUGAUCGAUCUGAUCCAUGACUUCAACCAGCUGGUGGCCCGGUUCCGCGAGCGUAACGUGGAACCGAUCAUGACAACGCUGACACCGAUCGCCAACAGUGGCGGCCGCACGACGAUGGCCGAGCGGCUGCUCAAGCUGAACGAGUACAUCUGCCGCACCUGUCCGCGCACGAUCGAUCUGUGGAAGCACUUUGUGCACGCGGACGGUACGGUGCGGUUCGAGUGCUUCCAGCCCGGACCGCGCAAGGUGUCCGGCAGCAUCAUGCCGCACGUGCUGUGGAACAAGCUCGGCCGGCAGCACAUGCUCGGUGUGCUGGGGAACGAAAUAGCCGCCCAGCUGACCACCAGCGAAGAGUGGCGGUACUACUGACCGCUCAAUCGUUCAUUUGCCCCGUACCAUCCGUCCCUUUCGAUGGGGUGGGGGUUGGGACGUGUUUCGUAGUGUUAAGAUUUCCUCCUCGCAGUACGGGGCCUCGCACCAUUUCCCCUCCCCGCACGCGCACCCAGUUCCCACCGUUUUCUUUUAACUUGUUAUAUUCGUGUUACUGUUUCGCGUUGGUGUCCAGCGUCUCUUAUCCUUUACGUUGUGAAUAAGUCGCGCGCGCGCGUAUUUUUGUGCUUGUUGUUUGCUUAGUUACAUCGCUUUUAAUGUUAACAACAAACGCGGUAUCGGUGCCAAUUGUUCCCACCGUAUGGCAACGCGGCACUAGAACGGCACACUGUACACCUUGACCCCGGGAUCAAGCGCAUCGUACGGUGUGCUGUUCGUCUAUCCCCCGCGGGGUGGUGGUGGUGGUACGGGCACGCUAGCACGAAGCAGCAAGAGUUUGUCCUUCCGGAAGACGAAUUGGCUUGAUGCUUCGCAACAACUGUGCUGGGCCCAGAUCGUGCUCGUACCCAAGCCGCACCGCUGUGACGCCAGAGGCAGUUCCAGUUUGGUGGUUCUUCAGCAGAUCGGCCGAUGUCUUGGAGAGCCAGUAGCCUCGAACUCCCAGCAUACUUCGUUUCGGUGCGGUAACUAGUACAUUGACUUGCAACGUGUGCCAGCGACCGGUCCUGUUGUAAGUCAGUUGCUAAAAACCCACCGCCCCGCGGUGCGAAACGUUCGUUGCCAUGGGUACGGAACAUGGCAGGCGCAUGAUAGAACCUUGAGCGAACAUUAUUUAUCCUGAUCAU